AUGGAGGUAACCAAAGUUAUUAAGAAUGACAUUGGAGAUAAGAAUUUCUCAAUACUUAUUGAUGAGGCUAGAGAUUGUUCAAUAAAGGAGCAAAUGGCGGUGAUUUUGAGAUUUCUAGAUGAUCAUGGAGUGCUCCAAGAGAGAUUCCUUGCCAUUAAGCACAUCACAGAUUGCACAUCUGCUGGAAUUAAAGAAGCUUUAGUUGAUGUGUUGGAAUAUCAUGGUUUGUCAAUUUCCAGCCUACGUGGUCAGGGUUAUGAUGGGGCUUCAAAUAUGAGAGGGGAGUUCAAUGGUUUGCAAAAAUUGGUUAGAGAUGAAGCUCCGUAUGCAUUCUAUGUUCAUUGCUUUGCUCACCAGUUACAAUUGGUGGUUGUCACCGUUGCUCAAUGUAGUCCUGCUAUUGCUGAUUUCUUCAAUUAUAUUCCCUUGAUAGUGACUCAAGUGUGUUCAUCUUGUAAAAGGAAAGAUGCAUUACUUGCCAAACAUCAUGAUGAAUUGUUAGAUUUGAUGGAGAAUGGAAAGAUUUCAGCCGGUACCGGGUUGCAUCAAGAAUCAAACAUAACAAGACCAGGAGAUACUCAUUGGGGCUCACACCUCAAAACCUUGCUUCGUAUAUUCACAAUGUGGAAUGUUGUGGUGGAUGUACUAGGAAUUGUUGUGGCUGAUGCUCGGGAACACACAUGCCAAGGUGGAGCUAGAGGUUUGCUUAAAAACAUGGGAUGCUUUGAAUUUGUGUUCAUCAUGUUCUUCUUAAUAAACUUGUUGAGCAACAAAAAUCAACUAUCCCAAGCUUUGCAAAGGAAGAAUCAAAAUAUCGUUGAGGCCAUGCGUUUGAUCUUGGAUGUGAAAGAAAGCUUGCAGGACAUGAGGGACAAUGGUUGGGAGCCUUUAUUUUGCCAAGCCAAGAACUUUUGUGAAACACAUGAUAUUGAUGUGCCAAACAUGGAUGAUCUUGUUGGAACAAUGGGCCAAUCUGUUCGCACUAAGAAUAAGGUGACUCGGCUUCACUAUUACAAGGUUAGCAUAUUCAAUGUUGCCAUUGAUGCAACUAUCACCGAGGUGAAUCGCCGAUUCAAUGAAGUUUCCACCGAGUUAUUGGAUUGCAUGUCUUGUCUUAAUCCAGCAAACAACUUUGCAAAGUUUGACGUUGAAAAACUUAUUCGUCUUGCUGAAAUUUAUGAUGAGGACUUCACAGAAGCUGACCGGUUGUUGCUAAGAGUACACCUCCCCAGAUUCCUUAUGAACAUUAGGAGAAGUGAUGAAUUUAAUGGAUGCCGGGAUAUGUCCACACUUGCUCGUUUGAUGGUUGAAACAGCGAAACAUACAAUUUUCCAAUUGGUAUAUCGCCUCAUUGAGUUGACACUAAUUCUUCCUGUAGCAACUUCAACAGUUGAGCGAAUAUUUUCAGCAAUGAAGAUCAUCAAGACAGAUUUGCGCAACAAACUAUCAGAUGAAUGGCUAAAUGAUUUAAUGGUGUGCUAUUGUGAGAAAGAGAUAUUCAGAAGCAUUCACGAUGACAAAAUCAUGAUACAAUUUCAGAAAAUGAGUGAUCGGAAAGGACAUUUGCCUUAUGAGUUUAAUGUGAUUCCUUAG
Molecule: messenger RNA, 1593 nt
Organism: Triticum aestivum (bread wheat)
Lineage: Eukaryota; Viridiplantae; Streptophyta; Magnoliopsida; Poales; Poaceae
Product: zinc finger MYM-type protein 1-like
Exons: 2
Coding region: 1-1593 (530 amino acids)
Source: RefSeq, a predicted model, not a curated record